AGAGGGAGGAUAAAUUGAGGAUUGCCAACUUGAGUGGUUGUGACAUAUUUUGUAUCUACUUAAAAAAGCUCCCCUUUCACGAUAGUGCAUUAUUUUAGUGAGCAGAAUAGGGAGAGUCAACUAAAAAUUAACAUCACCUACUAUAAUUGUUAAUGAUCUAGUUGUUUUUAGAUCUCCUAUAUCUAGUAAUAUAUCGAAUGGAACGAUGAAAAAUGAUUCAUGUAACAAAUCUCGAACUUAGUGGCGAAUGAGGCUGAGUUUGUUUUCAUUGUUGUGUUGCAUGAGCAGAGUGGAACUUUGUGGAGAGUUUUAGCAAAUUUUUAGAAGAUAAUUCGAUGUAUAAGGAUAAAAAUUGAAGGAAAAUUGAUAAGACAUGUACAACCACCAUAUUGAUCAGAGUUUGCAUAUGGAAACAACUUGUGGUUCUCUUAUAUCUGAGCUACAGAAAAUAUGGAAUGAAGUUGGGGAGCCGGACAAGGAAAGGGACAAAAUGCUUUUUGAACUUGAACAACAGUGUUUAGAUGCAUAUAGAAGAAAAGUGGACCAGGCAAGCCACUUCAGAGCUCAGCUACGGCAAGAAAUUGCCAACUCUGGGGCAGAACUUGCUUGCAUCUCGGUAACAUUGGGAGAGCAACCUGUUCAAAAUAAGGCAGAGUUUUAAAAGCUUGAAGAAAGAGCUUCAAGCAGUUAUGUCGGGGCUAGAAGAGAUGAGAAGGAAACAAAUUGAGAGAAAGAAUCAAUUUACGGAGGUUCUGAAACAAAUACAUAGUACCUCAAACGAGCUGCGUGGAUCCGCAGAAGAGUAUCGGCAUACAAUUGCUAACGAGGAAAGUGAUUUGUCAUUGAACUGAUUAGAAGAUUUACAUAAUCAGUUGCUAUCACUGCAAAAAGAGAAGAGUGAUCGUCAGAAGCUGGUGCUCAGCCAGUUGAAUUCUCUGAAAUCUCUAUGUAUGGUGGUUGGGAUAGAUUACAGAUUAAUUAUUCACGAGAUUCAUCAAAGUUUGGACGAUUCAUGUGGUCCUAAAAGUAUAAGUGAAGAUACAAUUGAAAGAUUGUCUGCCACUAUCAAUAGACUUGAAGAUGUGAAGAUCCAGCGCUUGCAAAGGCUUCAAGAUCUUGCCACAACCAUGGUAGAGCUCUGGAAUUUGAUGGAUACACCAGUUGAGGAGCAAAAAAUGUUUCAGAAUGUUACAAAAAAUAUAGCUGCCUCUGAAGCUGAGAUAAUUGAGCCGAAUAUUCUCUCUAUGGAUUUCAUUAAUCAUGCUGAAGCAGAGGUUUUGAGGCUGCAAGAAAUGAAAUCGAGCAAAAUGAAGGAGGUUCUCUUGAAGAAGAGAUCAGUUUUAGAGGACAUAUGCAGGGCGUCACACAUUGUUGUUGGGGAACAGAAUUCAAUAGAUUUUUCUAUUGAAACUAUAGAGUGUGGAACGAUUGAUCCAUUGUAUCUACUGAAACAACUGGAGAUUCAUAUUUCCAAGGUUAAAGAGGAAGCUUUUAGUAGAAAAGAUAUAGUUGAAAAAUGGUUGGCUGCUUGUGAAGAGGAGUGCUGGCUGGAGGAGUAUAAUAGGGAUGACAAUCGUUAUAAUGCUGGGAGAGGUACCCAUCUUAUGCUAAAGCGUGCUGAGAAAGCUCGAGCUCUUAUUAGCAAAAUUCCAGGGAUGGUGGAAACAUUGAAGUCUAAAUUGAAAGCUUGGGAGAAAGAAAGAGGUUUUGAGUUCUUGUAUGAUGGUGUUGGUCUUGUCUCUAUGCUCGAAAAGUACCAUGUCUUAAAGCUGCAGAAAGAGCAAGAACGUCAAAGGCAGAGGGACCAGAAGAAGCUUCAAGGACAGUUUAUAGCAGAGAAGGAAGCACUUUUUGGAUCAAAACCGAGUCCAUCACACAGUGGGAAGAAGAAUUCUAGACCUUCAACAGGAGGUGUGACCGAUAAGAGACUUUCUUUAGGAGGGACAGUUCUUCAAAAUGCAUAUACAAAGAAAGCUGGUCUCUCGUCGCAUUCUCAUAUGAAGCAGCAAACUUCACGCAGCCAUAACCAAAGUGGUUUUAGCAAUCACUCUUCUGUCAAGAACAACAAUUCCGGUGGGAAUUCAUCAAAUUUACAAUCAACGCUGAUUCGGAAGCCCUUGUCUCCUCUAUCGCCGAAUGUCGACCCUGCUAAUAUUCAGGAUCAGAAUGUGACAAGUGCAGAACUCCAGGAUAUGCAAAAUGUUUAUAAAACCCCAGUGGUAAGUCCAAAGAAGAAUGUUUCCAAUUUUAAUGAAAGCAGAACUCCAAAAACCAUGCCAAUCGCAGCGCUGGAAACUCCACCAACAGCGUCGAUCAAAAUGCAGACAGUAAUGACUCCGGCGACACCUUUCUGUACUGAAGAUGUUGAGUAUUCUUUCGAGGAAAGACGAGCUGGUUUCAUCAGUCCUAAGCUACAUGUAAUGUCCUCGCGGCCACGAGUUUAACCUAUUAGAAGUCGACUUGGAUCAUGAGCCUCCCCAUUAGUCCAAGAUUUUCAUUUGUGAUUAUGCUUGUUACUAAGUUUUCUCUACUCCCAUAUGCCUCGUAGUUUAACCAUUCGGAUUCUUGUUCGGGUGACUUUUUUGGCUUCUAUUGACUUCUAUUUUAUGG
This is a messenger RNA of Olea europaea var. sylvestris, 2610 nucleotides long. RefSeq names its product 65-kDa microtubule-associated protein 3-like. The coding region runs from base 951 to 2444 and encodes 497 amino acids. Gene Ontology annotation, molecular function: microtubule binding. The record is from RefSeq and is a predicted model, not a curated record. Gene Ontology annotation, cellular component: cytoplasm; spindle. Lineage: Eukaryota; Viridiplantae; Streptophyta; Magnoliopsida; Lamiales; Oleaceae. Gene Ontology annotation, biological process: microtubule cytoskeleton organization. The transcript is spliced from 13 exons.